CCUUAACAACCGUAUUUGUUGUGCUCCUUACGACGUUUUCUGUCUCAGAUACAUCAACCCAGUCAGAGUUUAUCAAAGAUUUCAAUGGUUACAUGAGCGUUUGCCAGCGUUUUGGCUGGGAACCGAAGAAAAGGUGUCCGUCAGUUGGUAAUGUAAUUGCCUUCCAUGCCGCCAUUAAAUCUCACCUCAGUAAUGUUCCUGUAAACACAAUUAUGAAAUUCGAUGAAGUUUUGCUGAACAAAGGAAAUGGGUAUGAUCCUAAAACAGGCCUUUUUACAGCUCCAGAAGACGGCAUCUACUCCUUUGAGUGGACAUAUCUUUCAUCCAAGAAAUCAACAGUAUACUUAGAGGCAGUGGUAGAUGGUGUACGGAAAGCAUCGUCCUGUGUGAAUGAUCAGCAAAGUAGCCACGUUAGCAUCACAGGACAUUUGGUUUAUGAACUGAAGAAAGGAAACAAAGUCUGGAUACGAACAUUUUAUGUGGCGGCUGGAUACAUGUAUGCUAACUUAUACACGUUUUUCUCAGGAUACAAAUUAGGUACCUUCUAGAUGACGUCGACCAAUAUAUACACAAAUAUUUAUGGAGAAAGGACAUUAAUGAAGUCAGAAUU
Molecule: messenger RNA, 610 nt
Organism: Saccostrea cuccullata (small rock oyster)
Lineage: Eukaryota; Metazoa; Mollusca; Bivalvia; Ostreida; Ostreidae
Product: complement C1q-like protein 2
Exons: 2
Coding region: 93-548 (151 amino acids)
Molecular function (GO): protein binding
Source: RefSeq, a predicted model, not a curated record